Lichtheimia ornata is the source of this 927-nucleotide messenger RNA. RefSeq lists its product as uncharacterized. Gene Ontology annotation, cellular component: plasma membrane. NCBI's taxonomy places the organism in Eukaryota, Fungi, Mucoromycota, Mucoromycetes, Mucorales, Lichtheimiaceae. The record is from RefSeq and is a predicted model, not a curated record. The transcript is spliced from 6 exons. Bases 1 to 927 code for a protein of 308 amino acids.
AUGCAGACCUACACUACUGAAUCUUCGGGAUCGGCUGCCCUUAAGCAGCAUCCACCGUACAAGGAUGAUAUUGAUGAUGACGACGUACCAGGGAUCAAAAAGCAAGAUGUGGAGACAACUUUUGCACAAAAUUAUGGGUUGGGCGAUAUUCAUCACGGAACGUAUGGUACCUUAAUGACUGCACUUGGCAAUGUCAUUGGCUUGAUGGGAUCGAUACCAUGCUGUGUUUGUUGUCCCAAUCCUUUUAAACGAGUACAUCAAGGUACCGUAGGUCUUGUGUCACGCUUUGGAAAAUGUUAUCGUAUUGUGGAUCCUGGACUUGUGCAGGUCAACCCUGUCACUGAAAGCCUUAAGCGAGUGGAUGUUACCAUUCAAAUCACUGAUGUACCAAAGCAAGAAGUCAUGACUAAAGACAACUGCUCCAUAAAACUAAAAUCAGUAUUGUAUUGGCGUGUUGUGGCACCCUAUGAAGCUGAAUUCGGUGUUGCCAAUGUGUCCAUGGCAUUGAUUGAGAGAGCUCGUACUGUUUUACGCAACGUAUGUGGGCAGCAUUCAUUACAAGAUCUUAUUGAGAAUCGUGAUGCUGUCUCACGUGAGAUACAAAAGACAAUCAACCCUGCAGCAUUGAAUUGGGGUGUCGAGAUUGAAGCUACGCUUGUGAAGGAUAUUGACAUUUCAGAAGAGUUGCAAGAAUCAUUGUCAUCAGCAGCUCAAGCUAAACGUAUUGGUGAAUCACGUGUUAUUACAUCUGAAGCAGAAGUGGAGUCUGCCAAAUUGAUGCGCGAAGCUGCAGAUAUCCUUAGCACACCUGCAGCCAUGCAGAUCCGGUAUUUGGAAACACUUUCAACAAUGAGUCGAGCUGGACAUGGACCCAAGACCAUUUUUAUGCCAUUGAAUCACAAUCGCAUUGAUAAUGACAUCACAUAA